GUCCUCAUUUUUCAAUUCCUAACAUUCUACAUUGUGUCUCUUUUAUUUCUUGAUUCCUUUCUGCUUCACAGAAUUCCAUGGCUACCGCUGGAAAACUUGAGGUAGAAGUGCAGGUGAAGUCUCCUGCAGACAAGUUCUGGGCAACCAUUAGGGAUGUAACUAUCUUCCCCAAGGCCUGCCCUCAGGACUACAAGAGCAUUGAGAUUCUUGAGGGUGAUGGCAAGUCUGCUGGUUCUGUCCACCUCGUCACUUAUGGUGAAGGAUCCUCACUUGUCAAGACAUCAAAAGAGAAAAUUGAAACUCUUGAUGAUGCUAAGAAGACACUGUCCUAUAGUGUCGUUGGAGGAGACUUGCUGACGUACUUCAAGCUUUUCAAGGCACACAUGAGUUUAGAAGCCAAGGGGGAAGGGAGCCUGGUGAAGUGGUGGUGUGAGUAUGAGAAGGCAAGCGAUGAAGUUCCCGAUCCAGAUAUGGUCAAGGACUUUGCAAUCAAGAACUUCCAAGAGGUGGAUGCCUAUAUUCAGAAGGCAUAGAGAGGGUAGAUAUGCCUUUGAAGGACUAUUAGAUGGAUUGAUAAAUAAUGUGGCUGUGCCACUUCCAUUUGAUGCUAUCUUGGACUUGGUUAAAAUCACAGGACAUGGCUUUCUUCAUGCUUCUGUAUUGUAUUGAUGAAUUGUUUCUCCUGUUUGGUGCCUUUUAUCCCAUUAUUGAUGAGUUUCAGAAUAA
Molecule: messenger RNA, 726 nt
Organism: Neltuma alba
Lineage: Eukaryota; Viridiplantae; Streptophyta; Magnoliopsida; Fabales; Fabaceae
Product: MLP-like protein 423
Exons: 2
Coding region: 78-533 (151 amino acids)
Biological process (GO): abscisic acid-activated signaling pathway; defense response
Molecular function (GO): protein phosphatase inhibitor activity; abscisic acid binding; signaling receptor activity
Source: RefSeq, a predicted model, not a curated record